Messenger RNA from Coregonus clupeaformis (lake whitefish), 4162 nucleotides. Its product is annotated as bromodomain-containing protein 3-like. NCBI's taxonomy places the organism in Eukaryota, Metazoa, Chordata, Actinopteri, Salmoniformes, Salmonidae. Gene Ontology annotation, cellular component: nucleus; chromatin. The coding region runs from base 274 to 2439 and encodes 721 amino acids. Gene Ontology annotation, biological process: chromatin remodeling; regulation of DNA-templated transcription. The transcript has 13 exons. The record is from RefSeq and is a predicted model, not a curated record.
UACCUCAUCUUUAUGCUACUCCUGUACUUGUUCGGCCGCACUCAAAUAAAACAGGAGCCACUCGGACUACCAGGUGAAAGGCAAAACCCCUAGGAGGCAUCAAGGAAAUCAAAAAGGUCAGGCCCUGCAAUGAGAUGCAGUUUCCUUUGGGCCGCUAAAGAGCAGACAGAACAGAACUACACAAUCCACUGAGGACGCAGUGUCCGUCUCCCGCCCUGUCCAUUGCAGAGGUUGCAGCGACUCCUAGAAUAUCACCCCCUUCUCAUCGCCAGCAUGUCUGCUGUCACCUCAGCAACCCCGGCCCCUCCUCAGGGAGUCAACCCCCCACCCCCGGAGGUGACCAAUCCCACAAAACCAGGUCGGAAAACCAACCAACUACAGUACAUGCAGAAUGUAAUGGUCAAGACGUUGUGGAAGCAUAACUUUGCCUGGCCCUUCUAUGUGCCAGUCGAUGCCAUCAAAUUGGGACUUCCGGAUUACCAUAAGAUCAUAAAGCAACCUAUGGACAUGGGAACCAUCAAAAAGAGACUGGAGCAUAACUACUAUUGGAGUGCUAGUGAAUGCAUGCAGGACUUCAACACCAUGUUCACCAAUUGUUACAUAUAUAACAAGCCAACAGAUGACAUUGUCCUGAUGGCACAGGCCUUGGAGAAGAUCUUCCUGCAGAAAGUUGCCAUGAUGCCCCAGGAGGAGGUGGAGCUUCUGCCUCCCGCACCCAAACCCAAGAAAAGCAUAGGUGGUCUGGAUGGAGAUGAGUCACCAUCGUCCAUCCCUGGCUCUACGACAUCUGUGAUGGGCUCUUCUACAAUGUCUACCGUCACCCCCAAAGUCCCAGCUGUCCAGCGCUCGCCCAAUGCUCCCAUGAUUCCCGUCGUCUCACCCUCACAACCUCUUGUUAAAAAGAAAGGGGUAAAGAGGAAAGCAGACACCACCACCCCCACGACAUCUGCAAUCACAGCCAGCCGGAGCGAGUCGCCCAGCCCCCUCUCAGAGGGCAAGCAGGGCAAGGUGAUGUCAAGAAGGGAGAGCACAGGCCGUCCGAUCAAAGCUCCAAAGAAAGACCUGGUGGAAGGGGAGUUGGGCCAACAUGGCAGCAAGCGGAGCAGAAUGAGUGAGCAGCUCAAGUACUGCGACAGUAUCCUGAAGGAGAUGCUGUCGAAGAAACAUGCUGCGUAUGCCUGGCCCUUCUACAAGCCUGUAGACGCUGAGGCUCUGGAGCUACAUGACUACCACGAGAUCAUCAAGCACCCCAUGGAUCUCAGCACUGUCAAAAAAAAGAUAGAUGGCCGGGAGUACCCAGAUGCACAGAUGUUUGCAGCGGAUGUUCGAAUAAUGUUCUCAAAUUGUUACAAGUAUAACCCUCCAGAUCACGAGGUUGUUGCCAUGGCCAGAAAACUCCAGGAUGUGUUUGAGAUGCGUUUUGCUAAGAUGCCUGAUGAGCCAGCGGAGCUGAGCCCCGGUGCAGGCGGGUUGGUCAGUAAAGGUGACAACUCAAGCAGCGGCGACUCCUCCAGCUCAGACAGCUCCGACUCGGAGGAGGAGCGGGCCUCCCGGCUCGCCGAGCUGCAGGAACAGGUGGGUGCGGAACAGUGUAUCUCUCUGGAGCGCCCCAAUGGUAGCGGGCAGGGGGGAAAAAACGGUUGCACCAAGCGUUUUCAGCUAAAGGCUGUCCAUGAACAGCUUGCCGCGCUCUCUCAGGCACCUGUGAGCAAACCAAAGAAGAAGAAAGAAAAGAAGGAGAAAGACAAGAAUAAGAAAGACAAGGACAACAAGCAUAGCAAAACCAAGACGGACGAGGAGAAGAAGGCCAAGUCUGGGCAGCCUGCCAAGCAGGGCCAGCAGAAGAAACCCUCCAGGAAAGCCAACAGCACAGUGACUGGCUCCAGGCAAGCAAAGAAGGGGGGCCGGGGCUACGAGUCUGACGAGGAGGAGUCUCUGCCUAUGACGUACGACGAGAAGCGCCAGCUCAGCCUGGACAUCAACCGGCUCCCAGGAGAGAAGCUGGGGCGGGUUGUGCACAUCAUCCAGUCCCGAGAGCCCUCGCUGCGAGACUCCAACCCAGACGAGAUUGAGAUUGACUUUGAGACGCUCAAACCCUCCACCCUACGCGAACUCGAGCGAUACGUCAAGUCCUGUUUACAGAAGAAACAGCGGAAACCCCAACCGGCCGCUGGGGGCAAGGGAGCCAGGUCCAAGGAGGAGCUGGCUCAGGAAAAGAAGAAAGAAUUAGAAAAGAGGCGACAGGAUGUCAGCGGCCAGCUGAACAGUAACAACAACAACGGCAACAAGAACAAAACCAACAAAAAGAAAACGUCCAAAAAAGAGAAGGGCGCUGGGUCCGGUACCGGUGCGUCCCGUCUCAGCGGUAGCAGUAGUUCUUCAGAUUCUGGUAGCAGCAGCUCCAGUGGGUCCAGUUCUGACAGCAGUGACUCCGACUGAAAAGCGCAGCCCAAACACUCGCUGGGAACUUUUAAUUUUUACCCUUUUAAAAAUAAAAUGUUGUAUCCAGUCAUAGUUGUUUCCCCUUAUAACACUUUAUAUGAGGAAAAAACAACAAUAAAAUGUAAUGCUAUGUCAGAACAUGUCAAGUUUUUUUAGUAAAUACCUUUGUGGAAAGAAAAAGGAAAAAAACAUGGGAUAUUCUAGAUUACUUGACAGGGUAAUUUUUGUUUCCUCUACCUUUUCAAAGGGAUGUGUUAAAAACCCACCAAACAUAAACUGAGGAUUUUGUAAUACACUCUUGGAUGAAUGCCAGAUGUCUUUUCCUUUCUCCUAAUACCGUCAACAAAGUGAAGGAGUUGCAUAGUUACCAAAACGCAGCAGAACCCCAUGUCCUCCUAGUCCCAUCACUGCUACAUAAGCAUCCAUUUGCCCAGGUGGUACAGUAACAGUCCUAUUCAAUUACUUUCAUUGAAAAAUUAUCUAAACUUCUCAUCCAGCUUCAAGUUUUUUUUCACCCUCCUAAUGAGAAGAGCUAUCUUUUGGAAUAGGCCCUUAUGUGAAUUUUGGGUUGUCACUCUUCCAAUCAUUUGACUUUCUACAAAUACUGAACCUCAUUUGCCUCCGAGUAGCACAUUUCAGAUAAUUCUGAGCAAUCAUGUUGGGCAUCUUCAGCAGUAUAUACAGCCAAAUUGAAUGAUCUGAAGAUUUUCAUUCAUUAGUUGAAAUGGGAUUGCUGUUAUUAUUUGACUGUAUAAUAACAGACAUGGGCUCUUAUUUUCGAACCCGGCAGUAUGUAAAGUUUUAGCUAAAAUGUAUGUUAGUAACUGGUCUGAGUGGUUAUGAAAUAACAUUUUAACUUAUAGAAUUUAGAUAUUUACAGAUGCUUUUGGUCAGAAGAAAUGACAAUACAAUAAUUCACUCAACAGUUUGAUUCAUUACUCAUAACAUGACAACCGCUAGGUAUGGUGGCCUCUCCUGUACAUGUGUUUCCUGGCCUGCCUCUUGCUUAAUCUACAAUUCUCACUGAUGAAUGUAUGUAUGAUGCCUUGAAUGAUUGUGUUCCACCAGGUCAAUGACAUUGUGUACAUCACUGCUUUAUAUGUGAUGGGACGGCUAAAACUGUACAUAACUGACCUGUGUACAUUUUCAGUACACUGGCGUAGGAACAUGUCUUUCACUUUUGACUCUAUUGCAAAGCGCACCUGCUGUCUGUUGGGGCUCUAUCCCAAACAGAGCAGUUCCCUGAUAUUUUUCUCUGUCCAAAGUAAUGACAUAAACAAUGAAAGCAGGACAAUAUUGUGAACAAUGUGGAUUUUCCUCUGAAGUGUGGGGUAUUGAUUUGAAUGUAAGUCGUUACCACCAGGUCCUUUGUUUUAUUGUGGCCACAGCCUCUCAUUAUAGUCUUCAGUUCACCUUUUUAUUUCUCAGUCAACUCUUUUAUUUUUCUCUCAGUGAGCAAAGAGUUAAUUAUUCAUUAGAGAAUAUCCCUCAUAUUCCACUCCUGUAAGAAUGCAUUUUAUUAUUUAAUGAAGUGUAUCUGAAAGUAGUGUCUCAACGAUUUGCCUGAUGUACAAUUUGUGGUAAUUCUUUUCUGGAAUUGGUUGAAAAUUAAAUUGAAGCCACUUUGGUUUUCAUUUACUGUUAAUACGUUGAUACUUUUAAAGAUUUAGUCAUAUGCAUUGUUAUUUUAAGCUAUGGUGGAAAUAAAUAUUUGUUUGAU